CCCCCGAAUGCUUUCAUAAUUUACAGAAGAGAGAAGAAAGCAGAGCAUAACGACGUAUUUUCUAAAAGAACGGAAGCUGAGAUAUCAAAAGUAGUCGGUAAAAUGUGGCAAAACGAACCGGAAGAUACCAAAGAUAUGUAUUAUAGAUUAGCGGAGCACGCUAAAGAAAAGCACUUAGAGAAGUAUUCCGGGUAUAUUUUCAUA
Messenger RNA from Rhizophagus irregularis DAOM 181602=DAOM 197198, 204 nucleotides. Lineage: Eukaryota; Fungi; Glomeromycota; Glomeromycetes; Glomerales; Glomeraceae. The record is from RefSeq and is a predicted model, not a curated record.